Messenger RNA from Penicillium chermesinum, 1710 nucleotides. Its product is annotated as alpha-keto acid decarboxylase family protein. The transcript has 4 exons. The coding region runs from base 1 to 1710 and encodes 569 amino acids. Gene Ontology annotation, molecular function: magnesium ion binding; thiamine pyrophosphate binding; carboxy-lyase activity. The record is from RefSeq and is a predicted model, not a curated record. Lineage: Eukaryota; Fungi; Ascomycota; Eurotiomycetes; Eurotiales; Aspergillaceae.
AUGGCGUCCGCCGAUAUUGCUACCCGCGAGCUCGAGAACCCCGUGGAUCUUGCGGAAUAUUUGUUUCGUCGCCUUCACGAAGUUGGAAUUCGUGCUGUCCACGGAGUCCCAGGGGACUACAAUCUGGCAGCUCUUGAUUACCUCCCGAAGGCCAACCUGGACUGGGUGGGGAACUGCAAUGAGCUCAAUGCCGGCUACGCUGCCGAUGGCUACGCCCGUAUCAAAGGAAUCAGUGCUCUGAUCACCACCUUCGGUGUGGGAGAGCUGUCUGCGCUCAACGCCAUUGCAGGCGCUUACUCGGAAUUCGUGCCUAUUGUCCACAUCGUUGGCCAACCAAACACAAAGUCGCAGCGAGAUGGAAUGCUUCUUCACCACACUCUUGGAAAUGGUGACUUCGAUGUUUUCACCAAAAUGAGCGCUGCUAUCUCCUGCUCUGUCGCCCGUCUCACCGAUCCCCACGAUGCGGCAACACUGAUCGACAGCACGAUCCGCGAGUGCUGGGUGCGCAGUCGUCCCGUCUACAUCACCCUCCCCACUGACAUGGUCUAUGCCAAAGUAAACGGCAAUCGUCUGAAGACCCCAUUGGACCUCUCACUGCCGGAGAACGAUCCCGAGAAAGAAGACUACGUUGUGGAUGUGGUUUUGAAAUACCUUCAGAACGCCAAGAGCCCUGUCAUUCUUGUGGAUGCUUGCGCUAUCCGACAUAAAGUCCUGGAUGAAGUACGUAGCCUCGUGGAGGCUUCGGGCUUGCCCACUUUUGUCACUCCAAUGGGAAAAGGUGCGGUAAAUGAGACCCAUAAGAACUUCGGUGGUGUGUACGCUGGUGACGGAUCAAAUCCUGGAGUCCGCGAAGUGGUCGAAUCCUCCGACCUCAUCCUCAGCAUCGGCGCCAUCAAGUCUGAUUUCAACACUACUGGUUUCACUUAUCGUAUCGGCCAACUCAAUACGAUCGACUUUCACAGUACCUAUGUACGGGUUCGUUACUCCGAAUAUCCUGAUAUCAACAUGAAGGGCGUCCUCCGAAAGGUGGUCGCCAAAAUGGGCAAGCUAAAUGCUGUCCCUGCGCCCAUAGUCAACAACACUCUGCCAGACAAGGAGAAGAAAUCAAGCAGUCAGACCAUUACUCAUGAUUGGUUGUGGCCUAUUGUUGGUCAAUGGUUGAAACCGAAGGACGUGGUUCUUACAGAAACUGGAACCGCAAAUUUUGGUAUCUGGGACACUCGUUUCCCUGAAGGCGUAACAGCUAUCAGCCAAGUUCUUUGGGGUAGCAUCGGAUAUUCUCUGGGCUCAUGCCAGGGAGCCGCCUUGGCCGCGAAAGAGCUCGGCCGCCGUACCAUCCUGUUUAUCGGAGAUGGAAGCACCCAGUUGACAGUCCAGGAGCUGAGCACUAUGCUCCGUAAUAAACUUAAUCCCAUUAUUUUCGUCAUCUGCAACGAAGGCUACACCAUUGAGCGAUACAUCCACGGGUGGGAUGCAAGCUACAACGACAUCCAGCCCUGGGACUUUGCCAACAUUCCCAAGGCCUUCGGUGCCGAUGAUGGAUACAAGUCCUACCGAAUUAAGUCUCGGGAUGAGCUGAACAACCUGUUUGCUGAUCAGAGUUUCAAUGAGCAUAAGACCUUGCAGUUGGUUGAACUCUACAUGCCUCGCGACGACGCGCCUUCGGCAUUAAAAAUAACCGCCCAGGCUGCGGCUGCGCGCAACAAAUAG